Macroventuria anomochaeta is the source of this 1659-nucleotide messenger RNA. RefSeq lists its product as uncharacterized. The coding region runs from base 41 to 1285 and encodes 414 amino acids. The record is from RefSeq and is a predicted model, not a curated record. The transcript has 8 exons. Lineage: Eukaryota; Fungi; Ascomycota; Dothideomycetes; Pleosporales; Didymellaceae.
ACGACAUUGACACAUAAAUUCCAUCUAAAGAGACAUCAAGAUGCCACGAAAGUCAGCGAAGUCACCUCCGGAAUCUAAAUCGCAGAGCACGUCCAAGCGCCCUGCUGCGAACACUCCUGAGAGAACCUCCAAGAGGGCGAGAGCAACAUCGAGAAAGUCAUAUGUCGAAUCAGAUACGGAUUCUGACGCGGCUGCCAACGGUACAGAUUCAGAAGAUGACGCGGAGUCCGGAGACGCAUCUGACUUCGAGGCUCAGAGUGACAAAGAAGCUACUUCUGAGUCUGAACCAGAUGAGGACGCCAGCGACGAAGAGCCUACCUCGAAAAAGGCCACGCCAAGAGGUCGAGUGCAGAGGAGGCCAUCUUCGGUACACAAGAAUCAAGCCAACGAGAAAGAGCUAUGGAAGCCGGGCGCGAAGCUUGAGCCUGGGACACAGCUGAUCAUCAAGAAGCCAAAGGCUCGCGAAGCUGGUGAUACGCCAUACACCGAGAGUACCAUCCACCCCAACACCAUGCUGUUUCUCGAGGAAAUUAAAGCCAACAAUGAUCGCCAGUGGCUCAAGUUGCAUGAUCCAGACUAUCGAGUCGCGGUACAAGACUUCAACGACUUCGUUGGCAAACUAUCAGAAAAGAUUGUGGAGAUAGACGAGACGAUACCUGAGUUGCCAGUGAAGGAUAUCGUGUAUCGAAUAUAUCGAGAUGUCCGCUUCUCAAAGGACCAGACACCUUACAAGACCUACUUCUCGGCGGCGUGGUCAAGAACGGGUCGCAAAGGUCCAUAUGCUGCUUACUACGUUCAGAUUCAGCCGGAUGGAGGCAGUUUCGUUGGCGGCGGACUGUGGCAGCCAGAUGCAGAGCCUCUCAGAAAGCUGCGGCGAGAGAUUGAUCGCAGACCCAUCAGGAUCAAGCAGGUUCUGACAGAUCAGCGGAUUCGGACAGCGUUCUUGGGAGGCACUCCCGACAAUGAGAAGAAGGUCAUCAAGGCCUUCAUUGGCUUGACUUCGAAUGCGUCGACCGCGCUGAAGCGCCAUCCCAAAGAUUUCCCCAUCGAUCACAAAGACAUUGACCUUCUUCGACUUAGAAGUUUCACUCUUGGCAAGAAACUCUCAGAUGAGGAAGUUGUAGGCCCGGAGGGCAUGGACCGAAUCGCAGGGUUAAUAUCCUGCAUAGAGCCCUUUAUCACCUACCUGAACAGCGUCGUCAUGCCCGACGAGGAGUCGUCAAGCUCUAGCGACGAAGACGAGAACGGUGAGGGCAGUUCCGCAGCGGAUGGUGUCGAUGAGUAAAUAUUUUCCCAGCUCACACAAUUGCACUCACACGGCCUCGUCCCCGGUCUGUCUGGAGGUACGCCUUGCAGAAGGCUAUAUUGGGAACUUUGGAUUGGUGGCCUGGCUUCACAGGCGCGAAAGGAGCCAAUUAGCGCUUCGACGACACGCUCCAAGCGAGGCCGAACAAUUUCUGCAUAGCGCCUGCAUGUCUCCGUCUUGGCUAGCACCGUGCUGUUUUAGCUUCGCAUGCACUACUGGUCAUGUGACAUUCAACCCUGGUCCCCUUUUCUAGUCGUCGGGCCGCUUCUCUUAGCAUCCGCCUUCCCUCGUUGGUGUGCGGCAGAGACGGCUGAGCUGUGGGAUCGAACCUUCUCUCCGCUUUCAGCAUUAAG